Messenger RNA from Plenodomus lingam JN3, 492 nucleotides. RefSeq lists its product as uncharacterized. The record is from RefSeq and is a predicted model, not a curated record. NCBI's taxonomy places the organism in Eukaryota, Fungi, Ascomycota, Dothideomycetes, Pleosporales, Leptosphaeriaceae.
AUGGAUUGGCAAGCGUUGCCCUUUCCCGAUCGAACAGUUUCUAUAGCUGUUACGACCGACCAUGCGGUUUUUGAGGAUGUACUUUGUCCGCAUCAGAACGCCCUCCAGAAUCUGAUAAAUGAUGGAGUGGAAUCAAAGACUAGUCUCGGAAAGUCAUGCUACCACACUCAGAGAGAAGCGUACGGAAUUGACACUCCUGUUCGAUUAUAUCAUUGGGCGUUUGUUGCGCAACCCGACCGCAAUGAUCGUCUACUAGAGAAAGCCUUUGUACGGAAUAACUUGCGGGAGACAUUGGCAUAUCAUGAUGGCGCAUUCGAACAUUGUUGUCGCAAGCAAGCUCUUGGGUCAAUCUGCAGUUAUUCAAUUCAGCUACUUGAUUAUCACGUCAAACCUCCGCGCAACUCUUCUAUGGCUGAACUUUGGGAGUUCAUCUUCAACGUCGGUAUGGGGGCGUGUUUCUGCGGAGCAGUAGGCGUAUGCGCCGGACUUUGA